AUGUUGCCACUGCAUAUCACCAAGUAUCGCCAUCACAUUGGAGGGCAAAGUGAGCAGACACGCCUCACCUAUCAAUCCUGUUGUCGUACUAGCCUCAACACCACCACCAUGUCUUCCUCCAAAGUCUCCGUAGCGGAGAUAACCAAACACUCCUCAGCAGACAACUGCUGGGUCGUCGUCAACGGCAAAGUCUACGACCUCACCAACUUCGCCCCCGAACACCCCGGAGGCGCCGAAGUGGUCUACAAAUGGGCCGGCAAAGACGGCUCAGAAACCUACAACCAAUUCCACUCCUCAUCCCUCAUCGACGAACAACUCUCAGAUUCCGAAAAGAAAGGACCCCUCGACGAAUCAACCAUAACGCAAACCUGGCUCGACGCGCAAAAUCGCGAAAUGCCCGGCCCGGACAAAGAAGCUGAUCCCAACGAGAGACCUCCUUUGGCGAGUUUGAUCAAUCUAGAUGAUUUCGAACGAGCAUUCGAGAAAGCUGGCAGCAAGAAAGCCUGGGUCUACAUCUGGGCCGGCUCCAACGAUCUCCUAUCCCUCCACGCGAACAAGACCUGGUGGGCGAAACUCUGGUUCCGACCGCGAAUAAUGCGCAACGUCUCGAGCGUGAACACCAGAAUGAAGAUCCUGGGCGCAGACGUCUCGAUGCCUGUGUACAUCGCCCCCAUGGGGAUCGCGAAGCAAGCUGGCCCUCAAGGAGAAGCUGCGCUGGGAGCUGGAGCGGCGGGGAGUGGGAUUGUGCAUUGCAUGAGUACGACGGCGAGUAUGUCGAUUGAGGAGAUCCUGGCGAGCGUGCCGUCGACGCAUCCAUAUUUCUUUCAGCUGUACGUUGACCGGAAGAGGGAGAAGACGGAGGCAGUGUUGCAGAAGCUUGAGAAGAUUGAGCAGAUCAAGGCGAUUUUCGUGACCGUUGAUCUGGCAGUUGUGAGUAAACGGGAAGCGGAUGAGAGGUUGAUUGUGCAGGAGACGGUCUCUGUGUAUGCGAAUUCGGCGACGUCGAAUGUUGAUAAGAAAGGAGCUGGACUGGCGAGGACGACGGGUGGGUUCAUUGAUCCUGCGCUGGAUUGGGGGGAUAUUGCGUGGAUUCGGAAAUAUAGCUCGAAGCCGAUUGUGGUGAAGGGGGUCCAGUCCGCGGCGGAUGCGAAGAUGGCGAUGCAGAUGGGGUGUCAGGGAAUUGUGGUUAGUAAUCAUGGCGGCCGGGCGCUGGAUUCGAGUCCAGGCACGGUCGGAAUCUUGCUCGAGAUUAGGCGCGACUGCCCCGAGGCUUUCCAGAAGAUGGAAGUCUUCGUCGACGGCGGUGUCCGCAGAGGCAGUGAUGUGCUGAAAGCGGUGAUGAUUGGAGCAAGAGGCGUGGGAGUGGGGAGGCCGUUCCAGUGUGCGGUUAUGUAUGAUCAGGAAGGGGUGGAGCAUUGUGCUGCUGUGCUGCAAGACGAACUCGAAACCGCCAUGCGCCUCUGCGGCGUAACAGAUCUCGAGAAAGUCCGAGGCGACCUCUCAUACCUCAACACAGUCGAGCUCGAGCGAAUGCUGCCUACUAGACCUGCAGGGCCAUGGAGUCGGUGGUUUGGCAGGACGCAUUCGAAGUUAUAG
Molecule: messenger RNA, 1596 nt
Organism: Fulvia fulva
Lineage: Eukaryota; Fungi; Ascomycota; Dothideomycetes; Mycosphaerellales; Mycosphaerellaceae
Product: Cytochrome b2, mitochondrial
Exons: 2
Coding region: 1-1596 (531 amino acids)
Molecular function (GO): oxidoreductase activity
Source: RefSeq, a predicted model, not a curated record